Molecule: messenger RNA, 6596 nt
Organism: Sapajus apella (tufted capuchin)
Lineage: Eukaryota; Metazoa; Chordata; Mammalia; Primates; Cebidae
Gene: APOLD1
Product: apolipoprotein L domain containing 1
Exons: 2
Coding region: 2161-2901 (246 amino acids)
Biological process (GO): lipid transport; lipoprotein metabolic process
Cellular component (GO): extracellular region; membrane
Molecular function (GO): lipid binding
Source: RefSeq, a predicted model, not a curated record
ACCAGCCAAAGUACAAGGUUUCUAUGGGCAGUAAAACUUCAGCCCAAACUGUCAAAUAACUCAAUGGUUUUUGCCUCCAUAAAGAGGCAAUACAAAGAAAAUGGGUUUUCAACACAGAGAAAAACAAAUUCCAAGAUGCUGGCUGAGGUUAGUAUACAUGCUGCCUAUUCUCCUUUACCUCCUGGUUCUUCAUCCUACCUCUGAACUAUGGUGUCGACGCUCUGAAGAAGACCCUGCAUCCCAGCAAUAUUCCUCAUCUAUAAAAUAUUGAAUUGUGCUCCUUUAAACCCAAAACAUACAAGAUGAUGUCCAGGGAAGUUAGAGGAACAUGUAUCAGUUGAAGAAUCAGGGGUAUGGUCCCUCCUGUCUAUCUCCCCAGUUUACCCUGGCCCACAUCCCAUUUGGAAUGACCAUGUAUAUGGAGACAGAGGAGGAUAUUCUUCCACUUUUAACAUCAAAAGGAGACAGCGGAGGCAUCUAGAUCGAGGUAACAGUUAUCCUUUGAGGAGCUGUAACAAGAAUAUUUGGAAGUGGACCAAAUCCAGAAUAAUCAAGCUUGAAAGGACUAUAAUUGUAAGUAGUAGCAAUGCUGUUGUUGUGUUGAUAAAUACAAAGUACAGUCAUAAAGGUGGGGGAUUUAAUCAUGUUCCAGAAUGAUAUGGCUGUUAAGGCUUUCCAGGUAAGCCAGAGAGUUGAGACAAUCCUCAUUCAAGUGAGAAACGAAUUUGCCCCUCCUUAUCUGCAGGUGAGUGUUAGAAGGACGAUGGAUGGAUUUGAGGCCUUGUAGUAGGACUGAAUUCCCAGGAUGAGCUCCAACCACCUCUGAAUGCCCCAGAGAUAUCUAUGUUCCAUGUGAUCUGGUCUGCACCAAGUCCAUAGAAGCUACACUCACUUUUCCCUGCUGAAUUAUCAAAAUAAUUGCCCUUCAGCCCAUGCCUCACUACCCUGUAGACAGAAUCCACUCAUUUCCCUAUCACAUGGGCUACAAUUGCUACUUCAAAUGAAAACCUGGGAAGCCAAUACCCUGCUGCGGCUGAAAGUGUGUAAUUAGCUUCUCUUGCAGCCUGUCCCCACUGAUUUUUCUGACGCACGUUGCCUGGAGUGUGCCCUUUCCGAGACCUUCAAUGUCUUCUCCACAGCUGGAGAUGCCCAAAUCUGCACGCAGCACUUCCUGUGGGUGUGGCCUUGCAUUCUUAGGACUAAAGGGUACCCGUUACAUGCCAAAUGGAUCACAGGCUCCAGCCACUCACAGAUUCACAAUGCUUUUAAAAAUACAGCAGUGGAGUAUGAGUGGCUAUAUCAGAUAUGAGGGUUUUCCACCCCCUCCCUUGUCUUUUAAAAUAUGAUUUUGUAAUGCUGGCCUGAAGAAACACUGUAAUUGGUCAGCCUGGGGUGCGUUUGAAGGCCUUUACUAUCGCGUCAUUAGCUAUUCUCAGGAGAGGAAAGGCGGGUAUCCCCCCGGGAGAAUGACAACACACUUGUUUCAAGUUAGGGAAGAGCCUGCGGUUCUCUUCCUGAGUUUGGGGGAAAGCGAACACACAAUGUUCAUUUCCUAAAUACGGGAUGUGCUGUGCUGGCAGGUCAUUUUCCACCAUGUCACAUCCUUCUGGAUGAAGGCAGCAGGGGUCAGGGCAGGAAAUGGCAAAUUCUCAGAAUGAGACAAGGCUUUCCCAGGGCAGCCAUUGGUUCUCUGGAACUAUAAAGCACACUCAUCCAGAAACGGCCUCAGAUUUUACUUUGGUUUUCUGGAACUAUAAAGCACAUUCAUCCAGAAACGGCAGCCAGAAGUGAAUGAGCAAAGGCCUCAGUAUUGGAGAAGCUUUCUAAUACCACGCCCCUCCCAGCUUAAAUCUUAUUAACACAUAGCUGACGAAGCCCAUCGUUAGCGUUCCCUGGGAGAGAAGCAGAAGAUGGCACCAUUCCUGUUUCCAUAUGCAGAGAUAAGGCCCUGAGAACUUGUGGGGCUCCACCCGGAUUCCGGAACAGAUCUUCCAUGAGAACUUGACCCACGAUCCACUGCAAACAGACCCGUUCCCCUAGCGUUGCAGGGGAUGCUCCGCUGAACUCGUGCCAACUUCCCGCGGGGGCCCGGGAAGCGGGGCGGGAGCGGCGGCUGGCUUGGAGACUCCAGGCUGAUCGUUGUCUGUGUUCCCGCAGGGCAUGGAGAGGCCGGCAGCCCGGGAGCCGCAAGGGCCCGACGCGCUGCGACGCUUCCAGGGUUUGCUGCUGGACCGGCGCGGCCUGCUGCACGGCCAGGUGCUGCGCCUGCGCGAGGUGGUCCGACGUCUGGAGCGCCUGCGCAGACGCUCCUUGGCAGCUAACGUGGCUGGCAGCUCGCUGAGCGCCGCGGGCGCCCUGGCCGCCAUCGUGGGACUCUCGCUCAGCCCCGUCACUCUCGGAGCUUCGCUGGUGGCGUCGGCCGUGGGGCUGGGGGUGGCCACAGCCGGAGGGGCUGUCACCAUCACGUCCGACCUCUUGCUGAUCUUCUGCAACUCCCGGGAGCUGCGGAGGGUGCAGGAGAUCGCGGCCAGCUGCCAGGACCAGAUGCGCGAGAUCCUGAGCUGCCUUGAGUUCUUCUGCCGCUGGCAGGGCUGCGGGGACCGCCAGUUGCUGCAGUGCGGGAGGAACGCCUCCAUCGCCCUAUACAAUUCUGUCUACUUCAUCGUCUUCUUUGGCUCACGUGGCUUCCUUAUCCCCAGGCGGGCGGAAGGGAACACCAAGAUUAGCCAGGCCGUGCUGAAGGCCAAGAUUCAAAAACUGGCCGAGAGCCUGGAGUCCUGCACCGGGGCUCUGGACGAACUCAGCGAGCAGCUGGAGUCCCGCGUCCAGCUCUCCACCAAGUUCAGCCGUGGCCACGACCUCAAGAUCUCUGCUGACCAACGUGCAGAGCUGUUGUUCUGAGAACAUCCUUUCCUCCUAAUGACCGAGGCCAGCAAAUCAUCCCCAUGGGAUGCUCCAGAUUUUGUAGCUCCCUUAGGAAAACACCAACUUGGGUUAGGAGCCGAAGGCAAAAGAUGAGAAAAACUGUUUUUGAAGUGGGUGGGUCCCCACAGUCCUUCUUUUCCCAUCACCGUGACAGCUGCCUGGGCCUGAGUGCUACGGACUUUUCAGUUGUGUGAUUCUAGUGGAAGAAUGUGACCCCAAAACUGUUUUUCUUUUUAUCAAAUCCUUUCUGUCUAAACACAGCUGGACAGACACUUCUGUUUUAAAGUUAUUUCAGGGUUCCUGACCCUGCCCUGGUGGCUAGAGCUGAGACUGGAGAGGGUGCCACCCACUGGGUCCUCGCCAAGUCCUACUGGUCUUUGAAGUCCUCAAAAUGCCCGUGAGAGGAGGCACUUGCUUUUUAAAGACAGGCACUUGCCUCUCUAGCUAGAGUUUCUGAUACAAAGAACUCCAGAAUUCAGAGCAAAUCAGCCCUUCUCUGAACGUUGUAGGACGGUUCAAGACCCAGAGAGGACCCUGUUCCUCUUUGCUUUCCUCUCAGCUCACCCACUCCCAGAUGCAGCCUGAAUAUGGAGUGGGCCUUUCUUGAGUGGCUCCCAGUCCAGUCCUCCAAGUACUCAGAGGGGAAGCUGCCAAACCAUCAUCUAAGUCCUGCUCCCUCACGUGACGCAGCUGAGGCCCAGAUAGAUGGAGCGACUGAUAACUUCAUUUCCCAGAACCAUUGUGUUCAGAAGAGAGUGAUGGGUUUUGAGUUAGACCGUCCUGGGUUUGAGACAGGGUUUGUCACUACUGUGUGAGCAUAGCCACCUGAUCUCUCUGAAACUGUGUAAAACAGAGAUGAUAAAACCUCACCCUGCUGUGAGACAUUAAAUGAGCCAAAGUGCCCAGCAUAGUGCUAGUUCACAUAGUGUAGUCCCUGGAAUGGCAAAUUAACAUCACCCAGGAACUUGUUAGAAAGCAAAUUCUUGGACACAACCCCCCAAUUUAUGGAAUCAGAAACUCUGGAUGUGGGGCCCAGCAACCUGAGUUUGAACAAUUUCUCUAGGUGGUUCUGUGGCACACUAAGGUUUGAAAAGCAGUGCAACAAAUGCUAACUUCUAAUCCCCUCAAUGAGCUUUCACGAAGUCUGACAAAAGACAGACUGUGUCCCAGGAGCCAGAGAGAGAGGAUUGUGUGUGUGUGCACGCGCAUGUGCAUCCUGGGGCAGUGUCUCACCAUAUGAACUAAGGGAUGUAACACUAUAAACCCAGUAGAGGGCAGUGUUUCCCACUUAUUGUAGAAACUGGUACAGAAAGGAAUGUGAAGUUCCUGAAACUGAGCUUUCUCUAUUACUACCUUCUCCGAAAAGCGCCAGUCCAUGUAUUUUUUAAUUUAUUUUAAGUUUAUAAUUUAAGUAUUGUUUAUUAUUUGCAUUUAAUUUUAUUAAAUCACCACAUUUAGAAAAUAAUAAGAGCAAGUUUCUAAAUGGGAGACUGCUGAGGCUCUUUGCAAGAGAUGAGAUUAAGUUUGAGUUUCUAAGGCAAGGCAUGAGCUGGAAACAGCAUUGCUUUCCUUGAAUGUCUCUCUCCUUCAGGGGGAUUUUUUUCCUCUAGUGUUUUAAAUGAUCCAUUUAAGUAAGCGUGGAGAGUGUUGAAUAGCAACGCCAGAAGCUGCGUUUAAGCUUGUAAUGGAGGCUUGCAUUGUGGGAUAUAUAACUGAGGAAGCAUAUUUAUCCUGAACGUGUUUUGCCAGAAGAUAACACUUGACCUGGAAAAAGAACCUAUUUAGUUCAGGAAAAAUAAAAAUUUAGAGAUAUGUGAAGGAAGCACUUAGACCUUGCAAGCCUGAUGUCCUAUGAGUUAUGUCUUAUGGGUGACAGACAGAAUAGCAUGACUUAUGGUGGUGAUGUGUUACAUUUUCACUUUGGGAUCUGUAAGAAACUGUCAGUGAAAAUAUGUACAAUUCCUUCAAUUUCCAUUCUUAACAGCUGUAAUGUUGAAAAGUUUUUGGGACCAUACCUUCGAAAACUGUGCCUCUGUUAUUUAAUUAUUUAAUAUGCUAUAAAUGUACCUAAUCAACCCCCAUCCUUCCCAAUGAUGGCAGUAUGUCUGAGGAAGUAUAAUUUCAGUACUGGGGUUGGGGAGAGGAGGUGAUAUUUCUAUAUUUUUAUUUUUUUUCUAUAAAUUGCAAUUGUCUGUAUCCUGGUUUAUUUUGAAAUGUAUAUUGGUUUAUUUUCAAGCUGAUGUCAUCUCCUAGACUGCCUCACCCAGAUGCUAGCAUUUUACUUUUGAGACAGAGUCUCAUUCUGUCACCCAGGCUGGAGUGCAGUGGUUUGAUCUCGGCUCACUGCAACCUCCGACUCCUGGGUUCAAGCCAUUCUCCUGCUUCAGCCGCCUGAGUAGCUGGGUUUACAGAUGUGCACCAGCACACCCAGCUAAUUUUUUGUAUUUUUAGUAGAGAUGGGUUUUCGCCAUAUUGGCCAAGCUGGUCUUGAACUCCUGGCCUUAUGUGAUCUGCCCACCUUGGCCUCCCAAAGUGCUGUGAUUACAGGUGUGAGCCACCUUGCCUGGCCAGAUGCUAGCAUUUUAGAUCACCGGGAUGUACGUCACAUUGUUAGUUGUGUUGUGGGAUAAAGGUACAACCAUUCCCUAACUCUAUCAUUUAUUAAUGCUUAAGUUUAAAUUAUAUUCUUCCAAUGCCUAAGCUAUUCCCUAGAAAUAAACUGGGCGCUUUUGGAAGCAGCAGCAACAGCAGCAGCAAACUUUUCUUGUCAUUAGGAUAUUUUGGAUGUAUCAAAAGUUCUAUACUUUUGAAGUUAUGAUUUCAGUGGCCCACUUUAUAUCUAAGGAAGAGUGUCUACUUUGGAACAAUACUUUGCACAUAGUAGGAACUUAAGGAAUGCAUUUGAAUAAUUUAAUUGACUGUUUAGCUAUCUUAAUGAGAAUGUGUUGAUAACAAAACAUCAUCCGUCCCUUUAAGUGUGAGUAAGAUUGGAGCCUCUACCAAGAUUUAGUCAAUUUCAGUUAGAUUGAUUCUAGAAACAAAUAUUUAUUUAUUUCUUUUAUGGGGAUGUGAGUAAGGCUUUUCCUUAACCUUUUCUAUAAAUGAAAAGGUUGAAAUGUAUGUUGUAAAAGGGAAGAAGGAAGGGGGAUAUUUAGAUAUUAAGUGUACUUCACAAAAAUGCCAGAAUUUGAGAAAUAAAUAUCUUUGUACUAAAUGUUUAAGUGCUUCUCAGGUUUGCAAUCAUUUGGGUGGUUUUGUUUCACAAUAAAGGAGAUUCACUGGUUUCUGCAUUUUAAGGAUUCAGUAAAACUACAUUCUGCUCUGUUAAAAAAAUAAUCCUUAGCAAACAUUCGGAUCCUAAUUGCUUUGAUGCACUUCCCUUGGGCACCUGUCAUUUCCAAUAUGGCAAGUGUCAAAAUCAAAAGUAUUUACUGGGAGAAAAAAGAGAGGAGUGGUUGUGGAAGUCUCCCUAAAUCAGAUAUGCCAAGCCACUGACCAACGUGGUAUAUUUCUCAAUCAAUACUUUAGAGUGAAUUGAGAUCCUGAGAUACAGACAUUGUGCAGAGAUAAAUGGGAAUACAGUCAAACGUAGCAACUCUUGAGUUUAUUUUUCCCCACUGUAGCAAAAUUAAUGCUUUCCCUUUAUUGAAAUAAAUUGCUCAUUCCUCAAA